CUGUACCGCAUUAGGCAAGAACAACCAAGAACCUUGGCCACAGCCUAAAUUCACAUUUAUUCAUGAUCACCGCCAGAUAUUACUUGCAAGUAUUCUACUCUCAAGAUGUCUGAUCAUAUUCUUCUGGACCACAUAAUUUCACAGACCAGGCAGAAUGUCGAGCUGUUGAUGUCUCAUAACAGGAUAUCUACAUCAGAUGGCCGCGAUAUCUUGCUCAAGCUUCCUAGCGCUGGGGUCGCGGGAUCGAUAGUAUCGCUUACGCAGCAUACGCAGCGGCUUUCAAUAUCUCCAGCGCCCCAUCAGAGCGUGAUUAGCAACAACGCUAGCUUGCAUGUGGCGCCCAAAGCGGAAGCUCGUGCGAUCUGGGAUUGGGCGAGCGAGGAUCCAAAUGAUCUAUCAUUCCAUACCGGAGAGAUCAUAGAGAUUGUGAAAGAGACAAACGCGGAUUGGUGGACAGGCAGAAACAAGGUGGGGAAGCAGGGUCUUUUUCCGUCGACGUAUGUGGAGAAACUGGCGCCGAGAUCCGUCUCUCCACCGUCUUUCCCUGAAUUUCCAAAGACAAGGACAUCGGUGGAUUCGAAGUAUGGUUUGAACUCGGAGCCCAAGUACCCGUCUUCAGGCCCUUUGGGCCCUCCACAGUAUUCUUCCCCGCCGUAUUCUGUCCCACAGCCUGUGCAGCAGCAGUAUCCCCCGCCACUCGGCCCUCCUCCAACCGGUGGUUAUCCGCCUCCCGGACCCCCUUAUAAUUCGUAUACGGGAAAUCCUCCAGUGGUUCAGCCAGUUCCUCAGCAACCUCCAAAGAAGGGUCGUUUCGGUAAUCUCGGCUCUACUAUGGCACAGUCAGCUGCUGGUGGCCUUGGUUUCGGCGCUGGUGCCGCUAUCGGUGGUGACAUCGUGAACUCGAUCUUCUAGACUUUUACUCUCUUCGUGCGUUACUAAGUUUACAUACCCACAUCCACUUGCUUGGCUAGACUCGAGGACGAGCAUGCUACAUUGGUUCAGGGUUGUUUUGAUUGUCAGUUGGAAUUUCAACU
Messenger RNA from Suillus paluster, 1034 nucleotides. RefSeq names its product SH3-domain-containing protein. Gene Ontology annotation, biological process: protein transport to vacuole involved in ubiquitin-dependent protein catabolic process via the multivesicular body sorting pathway. The coding region runs from base 106 to 912 and encodes 268 amino acids. The transcript has 4 exons. The record is from RefSeq and is a predicted model, not a curated record. Lineage: Eukaryota; Fungi; Basidiomycota; Agaricomycetes; Boletales; Suillaceae. Gene Ontology annotation, cellular component: ESCRT-0 complex. Gene Ontology annotation, molecular function: protein binding.